AUCUCUAUAAUUAAGACAAAAGAGUAAUAAGUUGAAGCAAUGACUGGUUCUCCUAAAAAUAAUAACUUUCGUCCCUUGGCUAAUUAUCACCCAUCUGUUUGGGGAUAUCAUUUCCUUUCUUAUACUCCUCAACUCACGGAAAUUACUACCCAAGAAAAACAUGAACUUGAUGAGUUAAAAGAGAUUACAAGGAAAAUGUUGGUGGAAACUCCUGACAAUAGUACAAAAAAACUUGUGUUGAUAGAUGCACUCCAACGAUUGGGAGUAGCAUAUCAUUUUCCUAUGGAGAUCGAGACAUCCCUUCAGAACAUUUUUGAUGUGUCCCAACUAUUAAGUGAGAAUAAUGUUGAUGACAACCUUUACAUUGUUUCUCUUCGUUUCCGACUUGUGAGGCAACAAGGCCAUUACAUGUUUUCUGCUGUCUUCAAGAAAUUCACAAAUCAAGAUGGAAAAUUCAAGGAAACCCUUACUAAUGAUGUCCAAGGAUUAUUAAGUUUGUAUGAAGCAACACAUCUGAGAGUGCGCGACGAAGAGAUUCUUGAAGAAGCUCUAACAUUUGCCACCACUCAUCUCGAGUCCAUUGUGGCUUCCAACUUGAGCAAUAACUUACUUAAAGAUCAAGUGACUGAAGCCUUAAGCCAGCCUAUUCGCAAGACUUUACCAAGGGUGGGAGCUAGGAAGUACAUAUCCACUUACGAAAACUAUGAUGCACAUGACGAUUUGCUUUUGAGAUUUGCAAAAUUGGAUUUUGACUCUCUGCAAAAACUUCAUCAGAGAGAGCUUAGCGAGCUUACAAGGUGGUGGAAAGAUUUAGAUUUUGCAAAUAAAUAUCCAUAUGCAAGAGAUAGAUUGGUUGAGUGUUACUUUUGGAUUUUAGGAGUGUAUUUUGAGCCUCAGAAUAGUCGUGCCAGAAAAAUGAUGACAAAAGUACUCAAGAUGGCCUCCAUCAUUGAUGACACUUUUGAUGCUUAUGCAAUCUUUGACGAACUUGUGCCUUUCAACAAUGCGAUUCAGAGAUGGGACACAAAUGCGAUUGAUUCAGUACCAUCAUAUCUAAGACCUGCUUAUCGAGCCCUUCUAGAUGUAUACAGUGAAAUGGAAGAAGUGUUGGCCAAAGAAUGCAAAUUGGACCGUGUAUACUAUGCAAAAUAUGAGAUGAAAAAGUUGGUGAGAGCUUAUUUUAAGGAAGCCCAAUGGUUGAAUGAUGACUAUACUCCAAAAUUUGAGGAGCAUAUAGAGACUGCACUCGUAACUGGUUCCUAUAUGAUGGGAGCAACAACUAGCUUGGUCGGUAUGAUGGAAUUUAUAUCGAGAGAAACUUUUGAAUGGUUAAAGAAUGAGCCAUUGAUAGUUCGAGCUGCCUCUUUGAUUAGCAGAGUAAUGGACGAUAUUGUUGGACAUGAAAUUGAGAAAAAAAAAAAAAAACACGUGGCAUCAGUUAUUGAUUGCUACAUGAAAGAUGAAGAUUAUGGAGUUUCAAUGCAAGAGGCGUAUGCUAAAUUUGAGAAAGAAGUGACCAAUGGAUGGAAGGACAUAUUUCGUCCAACCGAAGCUCCAACCUUCGUCCUUGAAAGAGUUCUAAAUUCGCGCGUGAUUGACACGUUAUAUAAAAAUGAAGAUGGAUACACAAACUCUAAAGGCAAAGUUAAAAACAUGAUUAACUUAUUACUGGUUGAAUCUAUAAAAAAUUGAUGAAAUUGCACCUUCAAUCAAGUGUUCCUCGGAAUGUUUGAAAUAAAACC
This is a messenger RNA of Capsicum annuum, 1742 nucleotides long. RefSeq names its product sesquiterpene synthase 12-like. Gene Ontology annotation, molecular function: magnesium ion binding; terpene synthase activity. NCBI's taxonomy places the organism in Eukaryota, Viridiplantae, Streptophyta, Magnoliopsida, Solanales, Solanaceae. Gene Ontology annotation, biological process: diterpenoid biosynthetic process. The record is from RefSeq and is a predicted model, not a curated record.